Penicillium brasilianum is the source of this 776-nucleotide messenger RNA. Lineage: Eukaryota; Fungi; Ascomycota; Eurotiomycetes; Eurotiales; Aspergillaceae. The record is from the annotation of a GenBank genome assembly.
GGAACAAGUCCUGCCCCACGUAUGGAGGGGGAGAACACUGAACCUGACUGUUUGACCUCCUUCAACUGCUUCAACUCGAAAUCAUGGAGCCCAAAUUGACACAUAUCUUCACCCUUCAACUCCAGGUUCCCCGGGAAAGUGUCCGUCUAGGAACGCAUCCUAGUGGCUCUCAAAAGCAUAUUACUCCACUGAAUGGCGGGGUUUUCCGCGGUGUUCUCAACACCCGCGGCGAGGGCAUGGACGCCACUAUCGUGCCUGGUGGAAGUGACUGGGUGCUGCAUGACCCGGUUACGGAUGUGAUGCAGAUUGAUGUUCGCACCCAGGGUAAGCUUGCGGAUGGAUCGGGCGUGUCCGUGCAGUACACUGGGUAUCUGAAAUUGGAUGAGAAAGCGAGGCGGUUCAUGGCUCGCGGACCUGAUGCCCAAUCCACGAAUUUUGAGGAUCAUGACUGGUGGGUACGACCGGUCAUUGAGACUGGAGUACCCCAGUUCAAGUGGACGGAAUCGAAGCUUUUCGUGGCCCGCGGACGAUUCCGCGUGGAAAAUGACCAGCUGCUUGUUGAGUAUCAGAUCUUCGAGGUUGGCGUGUGAGCAGACGAAGAGGGGAUCGAGACAGUAUGAAAUUUGAAUGGAAUCAAGGUUUCAGCGAUAUUGUUUUUUCGGAGCGUGUGCACUCAUCUCGCCCCCCAUUAUUAGCCCCACAUUUUCCUCGGCUUAGCAGUUCGUCUAAAUAUACCUCCCACGGUAGCCGGCCGAAAUACAAUCUGUUUAGUCAAG